AUGGGCAAGCCCGGUCGUGCUCGCGAGCCAGCCGACUUGAUCGGAUCUAUCGAGCAAACCUACACGGAGGCUCGAGUCAUCGUGCUCGUGUGUCUCGCCUCGUGGCUUGUGGGUCAACUCAGAUUCAGUUUCGCAUGGCUACUGUUCGUCCUCGCGGCUAGUCGCACCUAUACCAAGGUGUCCAUGAAGCGCAUGCAGCGAGUCGUUCGAGAUGACUGCCAGCGCUAUCACGCCACUAAGAUCCUGGCCCACGGUGAGACUAUCAACUGGGUAAAUGAAAUCCUCCAACGUCUCUGGCACAUGAAUCAAGCUCAAAUCAGUGAACAAAUCGUCCGCUAUGUAAAUGAUGGCCUCGCUCGUCGCACCUGGACCGAGCCCGACACACCGCCCCAAAAAGUCAUUCUUCAUUCGCUUGCUUUGAUUGAGUUGCCGCUUCGAAUGACGCGAGUCUUUGUGCAUCGCAAGCCCUCUUCACCGAACCUGAUCUUCGAAGGCCGAUUCCAGGUGAACCUCGCACCGCAUGGGAGCGAGCACCAUGGUUUACUGGAGGUAUUUGAGCACCCGCUCAUUGACCUCACCAUUCUUCGGGAUGUUGACGAGCACGAUCGCCAUCGCUAUCAAAGCCAUCAUCACCAUAAUCUCGCUGUGCAGGUGCGCCAGUUCACUAGCCAAGGGUCAUUGCAGAUCGAGUUGGACCUGGAAGGCGAACAGCCCGCCUUGCUGCAGCCGCACAUAGAGCUGCAGGAGCAGCCGAAGAUGGACUGCACGAUCAAGUCGAUCAGCCAACACCACUUUCCAUUCCAUUUUGCGCACCAUGUCGACUGGCGCCGAGUGGUGGAGAUGCAGCUACGCGAAGGACUAGGAUGGGCCUUCCGUCGACCACUGCCUCUCGGGGAAAGGUGGCUGAUCAAGAUGAUGACGUGGUGGUGGCAUAUUCUCAACUAG
Aspergillus brunneoviolaceus CBS 621.78 is the source of this 945-nucleotide messenger RNA. RefSeq lists its product as uncharacterized. NCBI's taxonomy places the organism in Eukaryota, Fungi, Ascomycota, Eurotiomycetes, Eurotiales, Aspergillaceae. The transcript has a single exon. The record is from RefSeq and is a predicted model, not a curated record. The coding region runs from base 1 to 945 and encodes 314 amino acids.